Messenger RNA from Trypanosoma conorhini, 1707 nucleotides. RefSeq lists its product as uncharacterized. The record is from RefSeq and is a predicted model, not a curated record. The transcript has a single exon. Bases 1 to 1707 code for a protein of 568 amino acids. NCBI's taxonomy places the organism in Eukaryota, Euglenozoa, Kinetoplastea, Trypanosomatida, Trypanosomatidae.
AUGCACGCAACAGAGUGCUUCGGAUCCCCGCAAUUUAUAAAUUUUCUUCUUCCUCCCGCUCCCUUUUUCGUCUUUGCAGAGCGCAAGGAUAAUCGCAAGAUGCCGCCCCGUAAGGCUAAGAAGUCCACCAGCAAGAAAUCCAACACUGCUGCCGUGGAGGUGGCGCGUGUAGCGAAGAAGGAAGCAGAAGUUGCGGCGUUGGUGCAGUGGCUUGAACAGAACGAUCCUCUGUAUGACCGCUCUGGGGCCCCGCCCAUCACCAUCAGUGAGUUGCUCUCGACGAAGCUUGCGCACAAGACGUUUUCAGUAGCGGGAAAGGGAGAACAGCCGUACAACUGGGAAAAGUUCCGCGCCAUCUUAGAGGCGAGAACGUCUGACAGUCCACGUUGGUUCAUGCAACUGCGUGAGGAGGAUCUCUUGAUCGACGGCGGUUUCGACGGUGUGACGGUGGAUUGCGUUGUUGUUGCCGAGGCCAGCGUACCGACCCUUGCCCCGGCCCACUACAUUGUAAAGAUGCAUAUGCCUUUCAGUGACUUGGAGGAUAAUGCCCCAGAACGCAUUUUACCCAUCGAAGGACAAGGCAUGUGCUGGCGUCGCGUGGUGCGUGAUAACGGAUGCAACAUUAACGCCUACUUGCUACAAAAACGAGAAACAACAAGUGGCGCAACCCCUGUUUUUGGUUUUGGGGCAGCGGCCACCUCCACACCCUCCACGGCACCGGCGAAUAGCACAUCUGUGGCCAAUUCUCCCAUUGGAUUCAGCUUUGCUGCUGUGCCCUCGACAAGCAGCGCUGGGCCAUCUAGCUUUGGCUUUGGAGCUGUUGCUGCUGCAACGACUACAUCAGCUCCGACGAACAAUGCAUCAACUGCGACACCCGCCAGCAAUUUCCAGUUUGCUUUUGGCGCCGCGCCACCGGCAAACGCCAGUGCCAACAACUUCCGUUUUGGGGCCUCAUCAAAUGGAACUGCAUCUGUGCCAGCCCCGGCCGCUACCGCUGCCGAUGCCCCAGUAAGCGGUUUUGUUUCACAGUCGUCUCCAGAAGUGGCCCCACUCAAGGCGAGCGAGGUGCUGUUUGCACUGUGGUCAAAGAAACGUUUGUCUGACAUGGCCAAGUCUUUUAAGUCAGGCAGCCGCAUUCUGAGAGAGAAUUUUAAACCUGGCCCAAAGGCCUUCACUGUAAAACUUGUGAUGCAGAACGACCUCAAGGACGAUGUUUGCAAGACUGUGAGGGAGCUAAUCCUUAACAAAAUGUUUGCCAAACGCAGCAAACAGAUUUUGGAGGUUGACCAUUGGAUUGGCAACUGCCCCGUGUACGAUGAACAUUUGACUGCUGCCUUGCAAAAGUUCCGCGCCCACCACGUGCAAAGAGUCGCCGAAAGCUCCGAGGAGUUUCAGGCUUUAUACGACGAAUGCCACGAAGCGAUGGAGGCGGAGUUAAAUCGCAUUGUGGAACUGCGCAAGGUGCUGGUGCAGCAGGAGUUGGAGCGCAUCGAGGAGAUCACGAGCCAGCUGAAGGAGGGAAAGUUAGCGGAGAAGCAGACAUUCCGGCUCCUGAAAUAUUACGCUGCGAAUGAUGUCAUGCGUUUUCGGCCGUUUGGUAAAGUAAGCGGCAUCUCAGAGAUGGGGGAGAGCGCGGACGUGUGCGAGCCGCCGGCGCCGGUCCUCUUGAACCCCUUCACGGCCUCAGGAUCCGUCGCCCCCGCGUGA